This is a messenger RNA of Momordica charantia (bitter melon), 1991 nucleotides long. Its product is annotated as protein NRT1/ PTR FAMILY 6.3. Gene Ontology annotation, biological process: transmembrane transport; oligopeptide transport. Gene Ontology annotation, molecular function: transmembrane transporter activity. Lineage: Eukaryota; Viridiplantae; Streptophyta; Magnoliopsida; Cucurbitales; Cucurbitaceae. Gene Ontology annotation, cellular component: membrane. The record is from RefSeq and is a predicted model, not a curated record.
UUCAAACUCCCUUCUUCUUCAUCAGCCCAAAGCCACACCAUGAGCAUUCUCCCUCAAGCUCAUGCUCAAGCUCUAGAGAAGACUCUCCCAGAUGCUUGGGACUACACCGGCAAACCCGCYUCCCGGGCCAGAACCGGUGGCUGGGUCGCCGCUGCCAUGAUUCUAGGGACUGAGGCCGUGGAGAGGCUGACGACGUUGGGGAUCGCCGUGAAUUUGGUGACGUAUUUAACGGAAACAAUGCAUCUCGGGAAUGCUACUUCGGCCAACGAUGUCACGAACUUCCUCGGCACUUCCUUCAUGCUCUGUUUGCUCGGCGGUUUUGUCGCCGACACUUUUCUCGGCCGGUAUCUCACCAUUUCCAUUUUCGCAGCUGUUCAAGCCACGGGUGUAACUAUCUUGACAAUCUCCACCAUAAUUCCAAGUCUCCGACCUCCAAAAUGUUCACCGGAACUCACCAACACCCCAUGCAUUCCGGCGAACGGCAAGCAGCUGGCUAUUCUCUACCUAGCACUAUACCUGUUGGCGCUCGGCACCGGCGGCCUAAAAUCGAGCGUCUCCGGCUUCGGUUCCGAUCAGUUCGACGACUCCGACAAAGAGGAAAGAGGGAAGAUGAGCAAGUUCUUCAACUGGUUCUUCUUCUUCAUAAGCAUCGGCUCACUUGGAGCUGUGACAAUUCUCGUUUACAUUCAAGACAACGUGGGCAGACAAUGGGGUUAUGGGAUAUGUGCAUGUGCCAUUGUGUUGGGUUUGAUCGUGUUCCUGUCGGGAACUAGACGGUACCGUUUUAAGAAAUUGGUUGGCAGCCCGUUGACGCAGAUUGCCACUGUGUUCAUUGCAGCGUGGAAGAAGAGGAGCUUGGAGUUGCCGUCUGAUCCGUUUUUGUUGUUCGACAUUGAUGACAAUGUCGACGAUGGAGCUACGAAGAAGAAGAAGCAGAAGCUCCCCCGCACCAAACAAUUCAGGUUUUUGGACAAGGCAGCAAUCAAGGAUGGAGAAAUUGUUGGUAAUGUGGUAAAUAAGUGGAACAUGUCAACCCUAACAGACAUAGAGGAAGUAAAAUUAGUGAUUAGAAUGUUACCCAUUUGGGCAACCACCAUUCUUUUCUGGACUGUUUAUGCCCAAAUGACAACUUUAUCUGUGUCACAAGCCACCACAAUGAACCGGCACAUCGGAAAAUCGUUCCAAAUUCCAGCGGCCUCUCUCACCGUCUUCUUCGUCGCCAGCACCCUCUUCACCGUUCCGAUUUAUGAUCGAUUCAUCGUCCCAAUAACAUCGAAACUGCUUAAGAACCCACAAGGCCUGACCUCACUGCAGCGGAUCGGGGUCGGCUUGGUUAUGUCGAUACUCGCCAUGGUCACCGCCGCACUGACCGAGAUAAAGCGACUGAGGGCGGUGGAGGCAAAUGGGUUGGUAGAGAAGCCCUUGGAAGAAGUUCCAUUGAGCGUGUUCUGGUUGGCACCACAAUUUUUACUGGUGGGAUCAGGUGAGGCAUUCACGUACAUGGGGCAGUUGGAUUUCUUCCUGAGAGAGUGUCCCAAGGGGAUGAAGACAAUGAGCACAGGGCUAUUUCUAAGCACACUUUCAUUAGGGUUUUUCUUCAGCACAUUGUUGGUCACAAUUGUGCAGAAAGUGACUGCACAUGGGAAGCCAUGGAUUCCAGACAAUCUGAACAAAGGGAAGCUUUACAAUUUCUAUUGGCUUUUGGCAAUUUUGAGUGUGCUGAAUUUGGUGGUGUUUUUGUUUUGUGCAAAGUGGUAUGUGUACAAGGACAAGAGGUUGGCUGAUGAGGGGAUUGAAUUGGAGGACUCUGAACCAACUUUCCAUGCAUAGCAUAAUAAUAAUCACUCUCUCUUGUCUUCUUUUUUUUGUGUGGGUUUCUUAAGUAUAAGUAUAAAAGUUUUAAGCCCCUUUUUUAAUAUUGGGUUACCUUUUGCCUUUUUAAUAAUGUAAAGUUUGUAAAUUUUGAUGUACCAAAAGCAUGGGAAAGUGAG